AUGAAGCAAUUCAAUAUUGAAGAAACGUUGAACCAGUUAACUGAUUUGGAAAAAGCUCAACUUUUGGCUGGAAGAGAUAGAUGGCACACAACUCCCAUUCCUAGAUUGAACAUUCCUUCUGUUCGUUUAACAGAUGGACCCAAUGGUCUACGUGGUGUUCAUUUCUUCCCUGGAAUCAAGUCCGCCUGUUUCCCCUGUGGAACUUGCUUGGGAUCCACUUGGAACCCUGACUUGAUGGAAGAUGUGGGUAAGCUCAUGGCCGUUGAAGCGUACGAUAAAAAUGCCCAUGUUAUUCUUGGACCCACUGUCAAUAUCCAGAGGGGUCCCAAUGGUGGUAGAGGUUUUGAAUCAUUUUCUGAAGAUCCUCUUCUCAGUGGGAACAUUGCUCGGGGAGUGAUUGAAGGUAUUCAAUCUGGAGGUGUUGGUGCGUGUCUUAAGCAUUUUAUUUGUAACGAUAUGGAAGACGAACGGUUCAAGGUCAAUGUAAAUGUAAAUGAAAGAUCAUUGAGAGAAAUUUAUGCUCUCCCCUUUGAAAUUCCUAUCAAACAUGAAAAUGAACUUGCAAGACCAAUUUCUGUCAUGUCAUCAUAUAAUAAAGUGAAUGGGCAACAUGCUUCGUCCAAUUAUGAACUUUUGACUAAGCUUUUGCGUGAAAAUUGGGGGUUUAAGGGAACAGUGAUGUCUGAUUGGUACGGAACAUACGACUUGAAGACUUCUAUUGAGGCGGGUUUGGAGCUUGAAAUGCCUGGACCUCCAAAAAUUAGGAAACCUGAACAAAUUGUUAUCCAAGCAAACACAAAUGAACUACAUCAACUGUUUAUUGAUGACAGAGUUCGGUCAAUGUUGAAGUUUAUUAAUUGGGCCAUUGCUUCCGAAAUCCCUUUUGAAGGACCGGAGAGUGAAACCAAUAAUACUCCGGAAACCGCAGCCAAACUCCGGAAAUAUGCUGAAGAAGGUAUUGUACUUUUGAAAAACGAUGGAGGAUUACUACCCUUGAAUAAGGACUCGGGUAAACUGAUUGCCGUGAUUGGACCAAAUGCAAAGAAUACAGCUAUUCAUGGAGGAGGCUCGGCAUCUGUUACUGCUUACCAUUACGAUACCCCAUUUCUGGCCAUUAGUACCAAACUCGGAAAAGAGCCCACCUUUUCCGUCGGAGUUCACUCGCAUAAAUUUACCCCAGAAAUGUCGCGUUUCCUUCGUAUACCUGAGGACAAGUCAAACGGCUUUAAGGCUAAAGUAUACUUAGAACCACCCACCGCCAAGUUUAGAACAUUGAUAGACGAGUUUAAAUUAACCUCACCAACAUAUAUUCGGUUGCCCGACUAUGCCAAUCCGCUGAUCCCCGAGAAUAAUUUGUAUUACAUUGACUUUGAGGCGGAUUUUGUACCUGACGAAACCGGAGAUUAUGAGUUCGGGGUUACGUGUGUAGGUACGGCUCAACUCUUUGUCAACAACCAGUUAGUAGUAGAUAACAAGACUACCCAAAAACAAGGAACAUCGUUCUACAAUACAGGAACAGAAGAAGUUAUUGGGAAAGUGUACUUGGAGAGAGGGAAGUCGUAUCCCUUCAAGGUUGAGUUUGGUAGUGGUCCUACAUCGCUUUUGGAACGAAGAACCGAUUCUCUCAGUGAUAAAGGUGGAGCAUUAGCCUUUGGAGCCAUUAAGGCCAUCAGUAACGCCGAAAAAGAGAUUGUGGAUGCAGUUGAAGUGGCUAGGACUCACGACAUAGUCAUUGCAGUGGUUGGACUCUCAAAGGAAUGGGAAUCUGAAGGCUACGAUAGAACUACCAUGGACUUACCCGGUCUUACUUACAAGUUGAUUGAAGAAGUGGCUAAAGUCAAUAAGAAUUUAAUUGUGGUUAAUCAGUCAGGUACGCCAGUGAACUUACCUUUCAUCAAUGACGUCCCAGUGUUUAUUCAAAGUUGGUUCAGUGGUAGCGAGGGUGCCAAUGCACUUGCUAACAUUCUUUUCGGAGAUGUUUCCCCUCUGGGAAAGUUGUCCUUGACGUUUCCCAAACGGUUACAAGACAACCCAGCAUACUUGAACUUUAAGUCCGACAGAGGUCAAGUCUAUUAUGGUGAGGGUGUGUUUGUUGGUUACCGGUGGUAUGAAGCUACGGAGAAGGACGUGAUGUUCCCCUUUGGGUUUGGGUUGUCUUAUUCGACAUUUGAGUUCUCUGAUUUGGCAGUGACUAUAACCACAACUGACAAAAAACUUAAGGUAUCGUUACAAAUUGAAAAUAAAGGAGGAAUAGAUGCUCAAGAGGUGGUUCAAGUGUAUGUUUCCCAGAAGAAAACUACAGUUAGUAGACCCCCAAAGGAGUUGAAAUCUUUUACAAAGGUUUUUUUGAAACAAGGUGAAACGCAACGUGUUGAAUUGCAAUUGGAUACAGGCAGAGCAACUGCCUUCUGGGAUGAAUAUUAUCAUCAAUGGUGUUCUGAAAAGGGUGAGUACGACAUUCUUGUUGGUAACAGUAGUGACAAUAUCUUGCUCAGUGAAACCAUCACUCUUGAACACACAACUCAUUUUGAUUAA
Messenger RNA from Lizanozyma spartinae, 2535 nucleotides. RefSeq lists its product as uncharacterized. The transcript has a single exon. Gene Ontology annotation, molecular function: beta-glucosidase activity. Lineage: Eukaryota; Fungi; Ascomycota; Pichiomycetes; Serinales; Debaryomycetaceae. Gene Ontology annotation, biological process: glucan catabolic process. The coding region runs from base 1 to 2535 and encodes 844 amino acids. The record is from RefSeq and is a predicted model, not a curated record.